AUGCCUUCCGACGACUGGGUUCAGAAAUUCGAGACCCUUCAGGUCCACGCUGGCCACUCGCCAGAUCCUGCCACCAAUUCCCGCGCUGUGCCCAUCUACCAGUCUACCUCGUUCACCUUCAACGACAGUGCUCAUGGCGCCAGGCUGUUUGGUCUGAAAGAGUUUGGGAAUAUCUACAGCCGGAUCAUGAACCCUACCGUGGAUGUCUUGGAGAAAAGAAUCGCCGCCCUCGAAGGGGGCAUUGCCGCUGUGGCCGCUUCAUCCGGUCAAGCUGCGCAAUUCAUGACCAUUGCGGCGCUGGCGCACGCUGGGGACAACAUCGUCUCGACGUCCAACCUGUACGGCGGCACCUACAAUCAGUUCAAGGUUAUGUUUCCCCGCUUGGGUAUUCAGACCAAGUUCUUGACCUCGGAGAAACCCGAAGACUUCGAGGCCGCCAUUGAUGACAAGACCAAAGCUGUGUAUGUCGAGACCAUUGGCAAUCCUCGUUACAACGUCCCAGACUUUGAGGCGAUUGCCAAAGUCUGCACUGCCAAGGGGGUGCCUCUGGUGGUGGACAACACUUUUGGCGCCGGUGGCUACUUCUGUCGGCCGAUCCAACAUGGUGCACAUAUCGUUGUGCACAGUACGACUAAAUGGAUUGGCGGCCAUGGCACCUCCAUUGGUGGCAUCAUUGUCGAUUCGGGCAAGUUUGAUUGGGCAGGCAACGCGAAAAGGUUCCCUCAAUUCAACGAUCCCGCUCCGGGCUAUCAUGGCUUGAAGUUUGUUGAUACCUUUGGGCCUUUGGCCUUCCUCAUUCGAGUGCGUGUGGAGAUCCUGCGUGAUUUGGGAUCCUGCAUGUCGCCCUUCAACGCGCAGCAGUUCAUCCUGGGUGUUGAGACACUGAGCUUGCGAUGCGAGCGGAUUGCGGAGAACGCGUUGAAGCUGGCGAAAUGGCUCGAGAAACAUCCUAACGUGGCGUGGGUGUCGUAUCCUGGGCUGGAGAGCCACCCCUACCAUCAACUAGCCAAGAAAUAUCUUCCCCGCGGGUUUGGAGGCGUCAUGUCUGUCGGAGUCAAGGGUGGCUCCGCCGCAGGUUCGCAGGUGGUGGACGGAUUCAAGAUUAUUUCCAACCUGGCCAAUGUUGGAGAUGCAAAGACGCUCGCCAUUCAUCCGUGGUCGACGACCCACGAACAACUGACCGAGCAGGAGCGCAUAGACUCGGGCGUCACCGAAGACAUGAUUAGAAUCAGUGUGGGGAUUGAGCAUAUCGACGACAUUAUUCACGACUUUGAGCAAAGCUUUGCUGCCAGCGAAGCUGCCCGACCGGACGCAGAGGGCAACAAGGACAAUGCAGCGACGGGAGCGAAACCAAGUGGUGAUGCGGCACUCAGUGGGGCUACCUGA
This is a messenger RNA of Fonsecaea multimorphosa CBS 102226, 1386 nucleotides long. Its product is annotated as O-acetylhomoserine (thiol)-lyase. Gene Ontology annotation, biological process: transsulfuration. The coding region runs from base 1 to 1386 and encodes 461 amino acids. The record is from RefSeq and is a predicted model, not a curated record. Lineage: Eukaryota; Fungi; Ascomycota; Eurotiomycetes; Chaetothyriales; Herpotrichiellaceae. Gene Ontology annotation, molecular function: pyridoxal phosphate binding; transferase activity, transferring alkyl or aryl (other than methyl) groups. The transcript is spliced from 2 exons.